Molecule: messenger RNA, 1632 nt
Organism: Pyricularia grisea
Lineage: Eukaryota; Fungi; Ascomycota; Sordariomycetes; Magnaporthales; Pyriculariaceae
Exons: 1
Coding region: 1-1632 (543 amino acids)
Biological process (GO): mitotic cell cycle; intracellular signal transduction; protein phosphorylation
Cellular component (GO): nucleus; cytoplasm
Molecular function (GO): histone H3T3 kinase activity; ATP binding
Source: RefSeq, a predicted model, not a curated record
AUGGCCAGGACGACGGCGGUGAGGACAUAUGGACGGACGCGGAGGACGAAAGCAGUGAUCAUAUCACCUGACACGGCCCAACAAGCACCAUCUUCAAUCAGUUAUUUAAUUGAAGACAAGGAAAAUCAGAAACCCGAGGUGAAGCCAAAACGGAAGCAGGUCAAUUCUAUACUGCCAGAUGAUGGCGUGGAGAACCUGGUGACCUUAACGGAGAGGAUCAAGGAGAUCCACAUCGAGGAGCCGCGUGUAACAACAAUAACAACAGCGGAAACUAAACGACAGCCGAGAAAAACGAAAAGGCAACCUUCGCCAAGGCCCCCCAGUACGCCGUGCAAAGUCAAGCCGGAGAAGGAAAGACCAGUCGAGCCUCGCAGUCCAGCACCGUCCGACCAACCCAUCCUGUGCUGGGGCGAUGUCUGUCCGCCUGGUGACCGCAUCGAGAAGAUCGCCGAGGCGUCUUAUGCAGAGGUUUACCGGAUCAGUAACGAGCGCGGAACCAGCAUAAUCAAGGUUGUCCGUCUCGAAUCUCCCAUCAAACCGCAGACCAAGGCCCAGGAAAAGUCGGGCCUGGUGGACGAGGAACCGCAUGGUGAGGAUGACCUGGGCGGCGAGGUUCGCAUCUCGGAGUGGUUGGCCGACAUACCCGGCUUUGUAGUCUACAAAGAACGCUUUGUGGUAAAGGGCAAGGCAACCAAGGAGCUUUUGGAGACACACCAAGUCUUUCAUCGCCGGAUGAAGAGGAAGGACCCAGACCGGCUGCAAUUCUACCCUUCUCCGAGUCGUUAUCUCCCCGAAACUAAAUUCCUGGUCCUUGAGCUCGGAGAUGCCGGUGUGUCUCUGGAGGACUUCAAGCUGGACUCGAUCAGCCAAGUUUGGGAUGUUCUGUUGCUUGUGGCCAUCGCACUAGCGAGGGCCGAGUAUCAGGUCGGCUUUGAGCACCGGGAUCUUCACGAAGGAAACCUCUGUGUGCGUCAGGUACGGUCUCCCAGGACGAAAGAAGACCCAGAAUCACCUAUACACUUUGGCUAUUCGGGCCUCGACAUCACGAUUCUAGACUACGGUCUCUCGCGGGCUCAAGACCCGGACAUGGAGGAUCCCGAGCCGAUUGCGUUCGACCUCGAAAAGGACCUCAGCCUCUUUACCAGCACGCACGCCCCGCAGUGCAAAGUAUACCGCCAGAUGCGGUCGUACAUGAUCAAGGGUGACCGCGCCUACCUGCCACCGCGCUUUCACACCAAACCUUACGAAGGGGGGAGGAUAUCGUGGAGCGAACACCACCCCUUUACGAAUGUGCUGUGGCUCGCGUACAUAUACGAGUACAUGGCGAAGCACUUUUGCGGCGACAAGCGAGACCUCGCGGCAUUCAAAAAGACCACACGGGAGCUCUGGGCUCACCUCAACCCCGAUGCGCCGCCGGAUGUGCAGUCUUUCUCCAGCGCCGCCGACGUGGUGCGCUUUGUUGUCGAGGCUGGCUGGGUGACAGAGGCGCAGGUCACCGAUGAUCAUCAUGGUGGGGACAGGGAUGACGAGGACGAUUACCACGAGGCGAGCAUCAUCGAGGUGCAGGUUUCGGAUAGGGACGAUUCACGAUUGCGGCGGUCACCUAGGCGGCGGCAGGGCCCGUUACCUUAA